Molecule: messenger RNA, 6402 nt
Organism: Talaromyces proteolyticus
Lineage: Eukaryota; Fungi; Ascomycota; Eurotiomycetes; Eurotiales; Trichocomaceae
Product: putative polyketide synthase
Exons: 6
Coding region: 1-6402 (2133 amino acids)
Biological process (GO): fatty acid biosynthetic process; secondary metabolite biosynthetic process
Molecular function (GO): fatty acid synthase activity; phosphopantetheine binding; 3-oxoacyl-[acyl-carrier-protein] synthase activity
Source: RefSeq, a predicted model, not a curated record
AUGGAUAUCCUUGUGUGUGGUGAUCAGACCGUGGAUGUCUGUCCUUUCCUUGUGGACAUCCUGAUCAAGAAAAGGACACCCCUUUUCCAGGCGUUCAUUCGCAAAGUCAAAGUCAUUCUCGAGAAUGAGAUCACUUUGCUUUCAUCAUAUCAGCGGGCGCAGAUUCCCCCCUUCUCUAGUCUUCGAGAACUUGUCGAUGAAUAUCAUCGACGGGGAGUGCACAUUGCUUCCCUUGAGAGCGCCUUUGCUUGUAUAGCACAACUUGCCCAUUUCAUCGGAACUUCUGAAGAGAACCCGCAUACGUAUAUCAAACCUGGGUCCCGCAUCAUGGGCAUGUGUAUUGGUCUUCUGUCGGCAUCAGCCAUUGCCUGUUGCGAUUCCCUGGUGGCAUUAAUACCGCUUGCCGUUGAAACUAUACGAAUAGCAUUUCGUCUAGGAGCACGGGUGGCGUGCGUUGCAGAGUCACUAGAACCAGGCCAGAAGCCAUGGACGUCCCUCGUCACUGGGAUCGACUCUCAAGCAGUUGUGUCGGAUGUGGAUUCUUUCAACAAAACUCAGGCUCUAAAGGGUCCUAACAGACUAUAUGUAAGCAGUAUAGCGUCCAAUUCCACUGCGGUCAGCGGUCCUCCCUCGAUCCGCAAACUUCUUUUCGAAGACCCGAAACUAUUGAAAUCGACAUUUCACAGGGAUUUGCCAAUCUAUGGCCCAUAUCAUGCAUCUCACCUGUUCCUCGAAAAGCACGACAUAAUUAGUGAGCAGUCACUGGAAGUGUUGGAUUCAUACAGCCAGUUCUACCCAGUUUGUGGAUCUACCUUCUCAAUGAGCCAAGCUCUUUUUGAGGAUUCCAUCCACCAGAUACUGGAUGUCACUGUAGACUGGAACUCUCUAGUCAAAUAUUGUUCAGAUUCGAUUACUGAAACUGCAUCCCCGACAUGUCGUAUUCGGGCAUUUGGGCCUGCCCCUAUUGGGAAUUCGCUGUCAUCCUCGCUCAAGCACCUAGUUAAGAAUGGUCUCAAACUUUCUCUUGAUGAUCAUGCUUCUUGGCUGUCUAACAACUCCGUUCCCUCGUACCUAUCCGAGACAGCAACUGGGUGUAAUAUUGCAAUUAUUGGGAUGGCCGGUCGUUUCCCCGAUGCUGCUGACCACGAAGCGUUUUGGGACCUGCUUGCCAAAGGGCUAGAUGUCCAUCGUGUGAUUCCCCCAGAUCGAUUCGACGCAGAGGCCCAUACAGACCCCAGUGGAAAUGGUAGAAACAAGACUCACACGCCAUACGGCUGUUUUAUCGAGCAGCCGGGCCUUUUUGACCCACGAUUUUUCAACAUGUCUCCUCGUGAAGCAAAGCAGACGGAUCCAAUGCAGCGCUUAGCCAUCACCACAGCCUAUGAGGCUAUGGAAUCUUCAGGUUUUGUGAUGAACCGUACGUCAUCGACACAGGCUAAUAGGAUUGGAACAUUCUAUGGCCAGACUAGUGAUGAUUGGCGUGAGAUCAACGCUGCAGAGAAUAUAGAUACUUAUUUCAUUACUGGGGGUGUGAGAGCAUUUGGACCGGGUCGGUUGAAUUACCACUUUGGAUUUAGCGGUCCAAGUUUUAGUAUCGACACAGCUUGCUCUAGUAGCUUUGCUGCAAUCCAGCUAGCUUGUACCUCUCUUCGUGCAGGAGACUGUGACACCGUAUUUGCUGGUGGAAUGAACGUUCUCACCAAUCCUGAUAUCUUUGCAGGCUUAUCCAAAGGGCAGUUCCUGUCCAAGACAGGGUCUUGUAAAACGUUUGAUAACGAGGCUGAUGGAUACUGCCGUGGAGACGGCGUUGCUACCGUCAUUCUUAAAAGAGUGGAAGAUGCAAUUGCAGACAACGACCCUAUUUUGGCUGUAAUUCGCGGCACUGCCACGAACCACAGUGCUGAGGCUGUUUCGAUCACCCAUCCUCAUGCUGGUGCCCAACAAUAUCUGUUUCAGAAAAUAAUGGAUGACCUGGGUGAGGAUCCUCGGGAUGUCAACUACGUCGAGAUGCACGGUACAGGUACUCAAGCUGGAGAUGGUAUUGAGAUACAGUCUGUGACAAACGUGUUCGCUCCUCGGGGCCAACGCCGACGACCUAUAAAUAAGCCCCUGUACAUUGGCUCUGCCAAAGCUAACAUCGGGCAUGGAGAAGCUGUCUCCGGAGUUUCCGCAUUGAUUAAGGUCAUGCUCAUGUUGCAGAAGAACUUAAUCCCACCACAUUGCGGUAUUAAGGGGACAAUGAACGAGACUUUUCCCAGUGAUUUGAAAGAGCGAGGCGUAAAUAUCGCGUCCACCUUGACGUCUUUUAGCCGUGCGGAAAAUGGCCAAAAAAGAUUAGUCUUCAUCAACAACUUCAGCGCAGCGGGGGGGAACUCUGCCAUGCUAAUUGAAGAUGCUCCCCAUCGGAUCCCAUUUGGAGAAGACGUCAGACCCUCCCAGGUAGUGACGAUAUCCGCGAAGUCGCUGGCUUCCUUUGGAAAAAAUAUCGAAAGACUCUUGUCUUGGAUUGACCAUAAUAGGGAUUUCUCUCUAGCAGAUCUUGCGUAUACGACAACCGCUCGGCGGGAGCACUACAUAUAUCGUCAAGGUUUUCCUGUUGAAAGUUUAUCUCAACUUCGUCAGAAGCUGGAAUCAUAUAUUCAAUCAAGUAAUUCUCCAUCUCCAGUUUCAAAAGUCCCGCCACAAGUCGCUUUCGUAUUUACUGGCCAAGGGGCUCAAUAUUCUGGGAUGGGAAAAGAACUUUUUUCUGCAUCUGAUGACUUCCGGCGACGAAUAAAGUGCUUUGAUGGCAUGGCAACCGGUCAGGGAUUUCCUUCAUUUAUAAGUGCGAUCGACGGGAGCCUUGAUGAUCUCGCUCAAGUUUCUCCUAUUGUUUCCCAGCUUGCUACGACCUGUCUUCAGAUGGUGUUGGCCGAUAUGUGGAAGUCAUGGGGUAUGAAACCAACCGCAGUUCUGGGGCACUCAUUGGGAGAGUAUGCAGCGCUUUAUGCGGCAGGCGUUUUGUCGCCUAUGGAUGCAGUCUUCCUGGUGGCUAAAAGAGCCCAGCUCCUUGAGACUCUAUGCACGAUGCACAGCCAUUUAAUGCUUGCGGUGAAGGGAAAGAUAUCAAACGAUGAGAUGCAAGGCAUUGUCGCCAAUUCCUCUGUUGAAAUUGCCUGCUUCAAUUCAGUGACCGAGACUGUACUGGCCGGUCCAAGUCAAGCCAUAAACGAAGCACGUCAGAGUCUUUCGGCGAAGCGUCCCGACUUGAGGUUCAUUGAACUAAACGUGCCAUUCGCUUUUCAUUCCACUCAAGUUGACCCGAUAUUGGACGAUUUCGAAAAGGCGGCGGAAUCAAUUAUUUUCCACCCCCCUCAGGUUCCUGUUCUAGCCCCAAGUCUCAGCACCGUUGUUGAUACAGAAAAUAUUUUCAAUGCUAAUUAUCUUCGACGACAUGCUCGAGAGAGUGUCGACUUUGUGGGCAGUAUUAUGGCCGGCAUGGAAAGAAAAACAAUUGGUACAGAGACGGUGUGGAUAGAAAUAGGACCGCACCCAAUUUGCUCAGCCAUGAUCCAGACUACCAUUGGGCCUGACACGACAGCGGUUGCAAGUCUUAAAAAGAAGGAAGACUCUUGGAAGACCGUGGCUAGCUCACUUUCGACGCUUUACAAUAAAGGUAUUCCAAUUAAUUGGAAUGAGUAUCACCGGAUCUUUGAGAAAUCUGUCAAAGUUUUGAAUCUCCCUAGCUAUGCUUUUGACGAAAAGGUCUACUGGCUAGAGUAUACAAACAAUUGGACCUUAACAAAGGGCCAAAUCACUACGGGCGGCAGCAAUCAAUCUCCAAAAACACCAGAAUUCUCGACUACUUCAAUACAGCGUAUCGUUUCUGAAUCGGUUGACAACGGCUUGGCAACGGUGGUGGCAGAAACAGACUUGCAUGAACCACACCUCAAAGCUAUUAUAUGUGGGCAUAAAGUCGGCGGAGCUCCCCUAUUCCCAUCAUCUAUUAAUGCGGAUAUGGCCUAUACGAUUUCGAAGUAUGCUUUCAAUCUUGUGCACUCUGAUGGCAAGGAACCAGACAUGAACAUAUGCAAUAUGGAAUCAUCUUCUCCUUUAAUUCUAGAUCUCAACAAGACCUCUCAAGUUAUACAGAUAAGGUCGGAAUACGCCUCGGGGGAAAACCUGGCAAAUGUAUAUUUUGAGUCGGUAUCCGAGGAUGGAAAGCGAAUUACUAAGUAUGCGCACUGUGUGGUCCGGUUUGAGGAUGCGAAAGCAUGGGAAGCAGAAUUUAACCGCAGCGCUUACCUCGUCAACGCGCGAAUAAAAUCAAUGCAAACCUCCAAUGAGCAUGUGCAUACUAUCUACCGAGGAAUGGCAUACAAACUGUUUUCGGCUUUAGUCGACUAUUCCCCAACUUUCCGUGGCAUGGAAGAAGUGCGACUCGACAGCUCCAACCUUGAAGCAGCAGCCCGUAUCAGGUUCCAAACAAAGCCCGAGGACGGAGAGUUUAUGUUUAGCCCAUACUGUAUUGACAAUACUUGCCAUGUCUCUGGUUUCAUCAUGAAUGCCACCGAUGCAGUGGAUUCAGAGAACCAGAUCUACAUUUCUCAUGGAUGGGAGACUAUGCGUUUUGUCCGAAAGCCAUCCAUAGACAAGGAGUACAUGUCCUAUGUUAAAAUGUCUCCUGUCAGUGAGGGUAGUACAAUGGUUUCUGGAGAUGUUUACGUCUUGGAGGGAGAGAAAAUUGUUGGCGUCUUUGGCGGCGUCAGAUUUCAAGGAGUGCCUCGCAAACUUAUGCCGACUUUACUAGGUCUAAAGAACAAAACUUCCUCACCAAACAAUAGACCUACUCGAGAGGUCAAACCAUCCCAGACUACAACGAAGAAGCCGACUCAACAGAGCAAACCCGAUCUCAAAUCUUCAUCCGCAGCUUCUCGCCCUUCGCUACUAAUAUCAGGAGCGCUUGAUAUACUUGCCUCAGAAAUUGGAUGCUCCUUGUCGGAGUUGGACGACAACAUCGCCUUUGAAGAUCUUGGCGUUGAUUCAUUGAUGUCCUUGUCCAUAAGCUCGCGAUUUCGUGAAGAACUUGAAAUCCCUGUCGGAGGAACUCUUUUCAUUGAUUUCGGGUCUGUGGGUCAACUCAAGACAUAUCUUUCCCAGUUUGAGAGUGGUCCAGGCGGUGAUGUAGGUAAUAUCGACCCAACUCGUUCUGAAUCCAUCACCAAGGUGAACACACCGGCGGAGUCAGAAAUUGGAGAUUCGCCCAAUGACGACGAAGAUGACCAGAUAUUCACCAUCAGGUCUACAAUUGCGGAGGAAAUGGGCGUUGACGUAGAAGAAAUCCAAGACAACAUUGACUUAUCGCAAAUGGGAAUGGAUUCGCUGAUGAGUCUCGCGAUCUUGGGGAGUCUACGGGAGAGAACAGGACUAAGCUUUCCUUCCGAUUUCUUGAUUGAAAAUACCACAAUUGAACAGAUGAUCAUUAGCCUUGAUCUGAAGAAGAAGCCGAAGCAAGUUCCUACGAACACAAUCAACAUCGCCGAUAUAGCCCCCAAAGUACAGGAUAUCAGACUGCCGAAGCAAAGCGAAAUUCCAUCAAUCAAUGUUGAUUUAUCAUCAUAUCCUCCUUCCCAAAUCAUUCUUCUUUCAGGGAAUCCAAGGACGGCCACAAGGAAGCUGUUUUUGCUUCCUGAUGGAUCCGGCGCGGCCUUUUCCUACGCUCCCAUUCCCGAGUUAGACAACCAUACUGUGGUGUAUGGUCUGAACUGCCCUUUCAUGAGAACCCCAGAGCUCUUCACUAUUGGGGUACCAGCUGUUACUAAAAUUUAUAUGCAAGCUAUAAAAUCUCGGCAGCCAGAAGGUCCGUAUCUGCUGGGUGGUUGGUCUGCAGGCGGUGUGUUAGCUUAUGAAAUGACACGUCAACUGAUCGCGCAGGGCGAGAGAGUGGAAAAACUUAUCCUGGUGGACAGUCCCUUUCCAAUUGGUCUAGAAGCCUUACCUCCAGUUUUCCAUAACUUCUGCAAUGAGAUUGGCCUUCUUGGCGACGGAAAGACCAAACCGCCAGAGUGGCUUCUCCCACAUUUUAGAGCUACGGUGCGGGAACUAACAGCUUACUCGGAAAUUCUGGAAACCACUUCUCUUAAUACAGAAGGUAUGCCACCGACAACACUUAUCUGGGCGCGGGAUGGGGUGGUAAAAGGCAUUGACGACCCGAAGCCGGUGUGGGAGGAGGGUGUCCGCAUGCCAAAUAGUAUGGAGUGGUUGGUGAACAACCGCAAGAAUCUGGGUAGCAAUGGCUGGGAUAAAUUAGUUGGUAAGACUAACACACGAUGUGUUAGUAUGGAAGGCAAUCAUUUCACGAUGAUGAGAGACCCAUUAGCUGCUGAAGUUGGCAAAUUGAUAAAAGAGGCUAUGGACAUUUAA